This is a messenger RNA of Prosopis cineraria, 2458 nucleotides long. Its product is annotated as protein HOTHEAD-like. Bases 264 to 2036 code for a protein of 590 amino acids. The record is from RefSeq and is a predicted model, not a curated record. Gene Ontology annotation, molecular function: flavin adenine dinucleotide binding; oxidoreductase activity, acting on CH-OH group of donors. The transcript has 6 exons. NCBI's taxonomy places the organism in Eukaryota, Viridiplantae, Streptophyta, Magnoliopsida, Fabales, Fabaceae.
UUUCACACUUUGACUUUGCUACCUUCCUCAUACUACUAAUAAAUUGUAUUUAGCUUAAUUUAUAGAAUACGGUUUAGCUAGAACGUGUUAUCUGUUUUAAGUAUUUUCAUGGUGUAAAGUUUUGUGAGGGUAAAUAUAUACGCACACAGUAUACAUAUAUAGUAUGCUCACGGAAAACAAGGCCAACGAGGGGCAGCCACUUAGAGGCUUGGAAGGGAACAGCUGCUUCAUUGAGUGCCCUUUUCUGUGACCUGUGAGAUUCAAUGGCUUCAGUUAGUGCAGUCAAAUUCUUGCUGUGUUUAGUUUUAUGGCUCUUCAGCUCUCCAACUCCUUGUCAAGGUGAGAAGAACUGGAAUCAAAAGGGGUAUCCAUUCAUCAGAAAGGCAAGCUCAUUCUCAUCAUCUUCAUCGAUUUCAGCAAAAUGGAACAAUGAUGGGUAUGAUUAUAUCAUAGUGGGAGGUGGAACUGCAGGAUGCCCUCUGGCUGCGACGCUAUCAAAGAAAUUCAGAGUACUAGUGCUGGAAAGAGGGGGCGUGCCGUUUAACAAUCCGAAUGUGUCGUUUAUGGAGAAUUUUCACAUUACCUUGGCGGACACUUCUGCAACUUCACCUUCCCAAUACUUCAUUUCAACUGAUGGAGUCCUGAAUGCUCGAGCUAGGGUUCUCGGUGGUGGUAGCUCCAUUAAUGCCGGUUUCUACUCCAGAGCAAGCUCCAGAUUUAUAAAGAAAGUGGGGUGGGAUGCGAGAGUGGUGAACGAGUCAUACCCAUGGGUCGAGAGGCAAAUUGUGUACCGUCCAAAGAUCGCACCUUGGCAACGAGCAGUGAGGGAUGGCCUUCUGGAAGUUGGCGUUUCUCCUUUCAAUGGCUUCACCUUCAAUCAUGUCCAUGGUACCAAGGUCGGGGGCACCAUCUUCGACCGUUUUGGCCACCGCCACUCUGCCGCCGAGCUUCUUGCUUCUGCAAACCCUCGAAAGCUCUCUGUUCUCGUCUACGCCACUGUCCACAAUAUCGUCUUCAACACAAGAGGAAAAAGGCCAAAAGCUGUGGGGGUAAUUUUCAAGGAUGAAAAUGGGAAACAGCAUGAGGCGUUUCUGAGGCAUAAUGGGCACAGUGAGGUGAUAGUGUCUUGUGGGGCUAUUGGGACACCACAACUGCUGAUGCUCAGUGGGAUUGGUCCUAAAGAAGAACUUGAAGGCUUGAACAUUACGGUGGUGCUUGAUAACCCGUAUGUUGGGAAGGGCAUGGCUGAUAACCCCUUGAACACCAUUUUUUUACCUUCUAAAAGGCCAGUGAAGCAGUCACUCAUAGAAACUGUGGGUGUCACCGACAUGGGAGUGUACAUUGAGGCUAGCAGUGGUUUUGGUCAGUCCAAUGAUAGCAUCCACUGUCACCAUGGUAUCUUGUCUGCUGAGAUUGGGCAGCUCUCCACAAUUCCUCCCCAUGAGAGAUCACCUGAAGCUGUUCAAGAUUAUGUCAAAAGUAAGCAAGAAAUACCAGUUGAAGCAUUCAGGGGAGGCUUCAUCCUGUCAAAAGUAGCGAGCCCUUGGUCAAUGGGUGAGCUCAAGCUGAUCAACACCAAUGUGGAAGACAACCCUUCUGUCACCUUCAACUACUUCAACCACCCAUAUGAUGUUCAGCGAUGUGUCGAGGGGAUUCGAAUAGCUGCCAAGGUUGUACAGUCAGAUCGAUUCACGAACUACACUUUGUGUGACAAAGAAAGUACCAACACACUUCUUAACCUCACAGUGAAGGCUAAUGUGAACCUUGUGCCCAAGCAUGUCAAUGACACAAAGUCAUUAGAGCAGUUCUGCAGAGACACUGUGAUCACUAUUUGGCAUUACCAUGGUGGAUGCCAUGUGGGGAGGGUGGUUAGCCAUGAUUAUAAGGUUCUUGGUGUUGAUAGACUCCGUGUGGUGGAUGGCUCAACGUUUACUGAGUCACCAGGGACUAAUCCUCAAGCCACCGUAAUGAUGAUGGGCAGGUACAUGGGACUGAAGAUUUUAAGAGAUAGGUUGGGGAAAUCGGCUGGUAUAUAAGGAUUGAAAGGUGAAUUAUGAAGAUAAAAGGAGCAGUGUUAGUUGUAGGGUUGAAAAUUAAUAUAGCCUAUUUGUUGUAAUUGUCAGUAAAAAUAGAUUAAUAGUAAAAAUCUUGGUUUCUUGAGGAAGAAAAACUUGCUAUAAGGGCAACUUUGGCCUAUAUCUGAAAUAACCUUUUUGGGGGUUUUUUUUUUUUUGGGGGGGGGGGGGUUGUUGUUCAAAAGCAGAAGUUGCUAAAGGUGUAAAAUUGUCUGUUGAACUUAUUUUGAAAGCUUUGCAAACGCUGGAGAGAAUAAGUAGUGUGUCUGAGUGUGGCACUACUGUGUUAUCUUCUAUUCGUUCAUUGUGAAGCGUUUGAUACAGUGAUAUUUACAAAUCCAGUAAUACAAGUUCUUCACGGUUCUUAUAUAUCAGUUCCAUCA